This is a messenger RNA of Xenopus laevis (African clawed frog), 2272 nucleotides long. It is a transcript of the gene zdhhc14.L, whose product is annotated as palmitoyltransferase ZDHHC14. NCBI's taxonomy places the organism in Eukaryota, Metazoa, Chordata, Amphibia, Anura, Pipidae. The record is from RefSeq and is a predicted model, not a curated record. Bases 1 to 1446 code for a protein of 481 amino acids. The transcript is spliced from 9 exons.
AUGAAAGAGUGUGGAUACAGUGAAAUAAACACUUGUGGUACAUCCCCCAUGGAGUCUCCUCACAUGAAGAAGAAAGCUACUGUACGGAGAAAAUGGGAAGUUUUCCCUGGGAGGAACAGGUUUUAUUGCGAUGGUCGGGUUAUGAUGGCCAGACAGACAGGAGUCUUCUACCUCACAAUGAUUCUUAUCUUGGUCACCAGUGGUCUCUUCUUUGCAUUUGAUUGUCCAUAUUUGGCUGUGAAGAUUACACCUGCAAUUCCUGUUAUAGGUGGGGUACUUGUCUUUUUUGUAAUGGGGACCUUGCUGAGGACCAGUUUCAGUGAUCCUGGGGUUCUUCCCCGCGCCACCCCGGAUGAAGCUGCAGAUUUGGAAAGACAAAUAGAUGUUGCCAAUGGCUCUACUUCAGGUGGUUAUCGGCCUCCUCCUCGAACAAAAGAAGUGGUUAUCAAUGGACAGACUGUGAAACUGAAAUACUGUUUUACCUGCAAAAUAUUCCGCCCACCUCGUGCCUCUCACUGCAGUUUGUGUGAUAACUGUGUAGAGCGCUUUGAUCACCACUGUCCCUGGGUGGGAAACUGCGUGGGGAAAAGAAACUACAGAUUUUUUUAUAUGUUCAUUUUAUCGCUGUCCUUUCUGACAGUGUUUAUAUUUGCAUUUGUUAUAACACACGUCAUUCUUCGUUCACAGCAAAGUGGAUUUCUCAAUGCCUUAAAGGACAGUCCUGCAAGUGUUCUGGAAGCUGUGGUUUGUUUUUUUUCGGUUUGGUCAAUCGUUGGGCUUUCGGGUUUCCACACAUAUUUAAUCAGCUCAAAUCAAACUACAAAUGAGGAUAUUAAAGGAUCCUGGUCUAGUAAAAGAGGCAAAGAAAACUAUAACCCAUAUAGCUAUGGCAACAUCUUUAAGAACUGUUGUGCUGCUCUUUGUGGACCAGUGAAUCCAAGCUUAAUUGAUAGAAGAGGGUUUGUGCAAGCUGAUACGGCGCAGGCAGUCUCCCCCUCCAAUGGACUGACAAUGUAUGGGUCUACCCAGUCUCAAAGCAAUAUGUGCGACCAAGACCAGUGCAUUCAGAGCACCAAAUUCGUUUUGCAGGCCGCAGCUACACCACUUCUUCAGAAUGAGCCCUCUGCAACCAGCGACGAACUGCCAUUGCCUGGAAAGGCUUCCAUACGUGCACCGUGUACCUCUAUAGCACUCGGUCAGCCAACACCACCCUCCUCGAUGCCAAAUCUUAAUUCAGAAUCCAUUUUAACAGACAUGAUACCAUUGAAAGAGGACCUUGGAAACCAUCAGUUCCUAACACCAGAUGAGGCUCCUUCACCUCCGGGGAUGCUGCCAGUAAACAGCCCAGUGACUCAUAGCCAUACCAUGCAUGUCAUAAAUCUGGUCAGUCAAGACUCUUUGCAUGAAGAUUCCGUGCGUGGUCUUGUAAAACUCAGCUCUGUCUGAUCAACUGUGAUUCUAUCAAUUAUCAGAAUGCACAUCUUUUAAUCCCUGUGAUAUGCUUGCACUGUGUUAUGAGAAAUGUGCAUUGUACAGUGACACCCCGUUCACAAUGGCUAAAGCUCUGAGGCCAGUGCAGAAAUUUUAUUGAUUUUUUUUCCUUUUUUUUUUUUUUUUUUUAAACCGUUGUCUGCCUCAGUUAAGAAAUCUUUGUUUUCCAGACCUAUUCUUACUGGUCAUCCGUGAUUGUAUAGCCUCUAUAAGAAAUGUGGUCUGUGUAAAAGGACUUGGCGUAUCGUUUUACAGUUCAUUGUAAUAUCCUUUUAAAGAAAAACCGUUGGAUGUACUGACUUGCACUAAAGCAAAUCCAGGAGAUUCUCAAGGCAUUUUGAGGAUUUCUCGUUUGGCCAGAAUACUAGGACUUCCAUACAUUUAGAAGCCUAACAUAACUGUACAAUGAGAGCUACACAAAAGGUGGAGAGAUCCUCGCUAGUCUUUUUCUAUAAUUUUAAAGCAAAAUUCAUUCAGUAUAUUUACUAAUUUGUGUUGCGAAAUCUGCAAAUACACUGCCCUCUAAGAAACUGUUUUAUGGUGUGUUAAUCUUGAAAAACACAAACUGCUGUUUUGUAAUUGGUGUUACAAUAAAUAGCAAACACCAAACUGACAAAAUGAAACUAUUUUGUUACUUUGUUAUAAUAUGGUCAGCUAGGCUUUACAAAUAAGGGCUGCUACUGAAUCAUUGUCUUCUUUGCACAUUAUAAUAUUAUGACAUUUUCCCUGUGCUCCGAGGUAUCUGGUGGACAUCCAAUAAAUAUACAUUGCUUUCUUAUGA